CUUUCCUCACCCCACUCAAGUUCUUCCUCUUUCUGUCAUUUACAGGUCGCCACUUGGUCACUGCAGACACUAUGCUCUCUCUCAGCUCUCUCCCCAGCACCGUUGUCCCCAGCCUUCCCUCCUCUUCAGGGGGCUGUGCUACUGGGGGACCGAGGGCACGGUCCUCCAGACAGGAGGUGGCGCUGUUCCAGACCCUGCAGGAGGCUCUGAGGGAGAUUGACCUGCCUGAAACACAGGACCUGCCACAGGGUAUGAGUCACUCUGAGAUGUGCAUCUGUGUUUUGGGAUCCCCACUCCCCUACCUCUCUCUGCUGUUAGAGGCAGGCCAACGGAGCCCAGGAGAUGCUCUCCUGUGUCUCUGUCCGUCCUGGCUCUCUCGCUCCUCCUCCUCCCUCCUGGUCCACAAGGCUGUCACCUUUGACCUUGGAGGGCGCACUUUCUUAUCCAACUUCAACCCGCCUCGCAGGGUCACCUACUUCCUGUCAUCUGACCCGUGGGCUAAGGAGGAAAUGACCCGAGAGACAGACUGCCCAAGCGGAGGUUCUGGAGCACUGGGUCAGUUCUGGGGGAAUGUUCUGACCACCAGGGUUCUGCUGCAGAAGGCCAAGAUCCACUGCCCCCCAACCCUGGCCCUUCUGUUACCACCCGGGCAGAUGAGGCUGGAGGAGGGCAGGACAGGAGGGGUGGAGGUGGUGCACCUGGAAAUGGGGGCGGAGGAAGGGAUGAACUCUGUCCGAAACAAGGUGGACACUUUCCUGGAGUCUGAGAACAUGAGGGGAUCAGAGAGGGUGGUGCUCAGGUGCAGUGGGGGGAGGUUCGUGGGCGAGGCAACCUCACCCCCUGUCUACCUGUCCAGGAACAGCAAGGAUGAGGUCUGGGCCAAGGUGAGUUAUCUCCUGCCCCAGCUCCUCUCUGGCGAGGCAGUGCUGCUGGAGGCCUACUGCUCCCCACUGAAGCCUGGGCCACGGGUACAGGACCGCACCUGGGAACAGUACACUGACUGCAGGCCUCAGGUUCCAGACCUGUCCUUCAGACUGUGUGCCAUAGUAACUCGCUCACCUCUGGACCUGCCUCUCCUCUACAAGUUGGUGUGUAGAGUGGGAGUGUCCGACGACCCUCUCUCUCACAGCCACUCCCUCUCUCAGUCUUUGGAGACCACCCUAUUAGAGUGUGGUUUCACUGACCCUACCAUGGCAAAAUCUCUCUGCCGCCUAGCACUGGACACCGCCCUGUCCUGCCUCUGUGUUGUCAUGGAAACAGAGUCAAGCAUGUCCGCAGAACAACGCGGUGGAGCGGGUGCCCAGACCGACAUGAUAGGCGUGGACCUCCUUUUCACCAUGGAUGGCUCCAUCAUCAGGCCUGUUAUUUUGGGCCUCCAUCCCUCCCUCUGUCUCCACUCCUCCUUCCAAGAGCGAGGGAUGGGGAUGGAGGGAUGUGACAGUGGGAUAGAGGGGUGGAGUAGGGGCACCCUCCUCCUCACCCCCCUCACCCGCUCCCAGUACCACCUGAUGCAGGGGAAAACUGUGUUGGUGGUGGGAGCAGGAGGACACAGUAAGAAGUUCAUCUGGAAAACAGCCAAACAGUACAAGCUAAAGAUCCUGUUGGUGGACAGUGACCCUGCCCACUUCGCCUCUCAGUUGGUCGACCACUUCCUCCCCCUGCCAGACCUCCCCGACCAUCGGCGUGACGACCAGCACUGCUCCCGCAUCUGUGAUUGGCUGUUGUCCUCCAGCCUCCACCCAGACGGUUGCGUGUGCUUCUGGGACGAAUGCGUGGUGCUGACAUCGCUGGUCUGUGAUAGGCUGGGGCUCAGGAGCCCUCCUCCGGAGGCCAUCCGCAUUGCGAAGGAGAAGAGCCGCACCCACAGGCACCUCCUGGGCCUACUGAAGUCUACUGGGACUAACCUGAUCAGUGUUGAGCAGCCCUCUGGUCAGCCAGAUAGCCUGGUUGAGUUUAGAGAGGAUGAGAGGAGAGGUAGACAGCAGAAUGGCAUGGUCAACAUGGAAGGAGAUAGCAUGAGAGCUAUGGCCGAUUUUGACAGGGGGGAUCUCUUCAAUGACGCAAUGGGCAAACACGACACUACCGCCCCUACCUCUUCAUCCACCUCACCAUCCUCUUCCUCCUCACAUUCCUUUGACACUUUCCGUCCCUCUGCUCCUCUCCUCUCUCCCUCCCCUUCCUCCUAUGCUGUUCCCUGUAUCCAUGUGGAGAGCACCCUGGAUCUGGAGAAGGCAGCCAGUAGGGGGGAGGGGGGGCCUGGUGGGGCCAGUGUGGGGGUGGUGAGGUUCCCAGCGGUGAUGAAGCUGGAGUACGGCGCGGGGGCGGUGGGUGUGAGGAAGGUAGGCUCUCUGGAGGAAAGUCUGGCACACUUUGAGAGGAUCAGCGGGGACCUCCGCGAGGAGACAGACUACCCCGGCAUCGGCCUGGGCUGGGGCAACGCCAUGAUCCUCAUGGAGUACGUGGGAGGCACCGAGCACGACGUGGACGUGGUCCUGUUCGAGGGGAGACUGGAGGGCGCCUUUGUGUCUGACAACGGCCCCACGCGCACCCCAGCCUUCACCGAGACGGCCGCCCAGAUGCCCUCAGGGCUGGCGCCGGACAAGCGUGCUCAGCUGAUCCGCGCGGCACACCACGCAUGCCUGGGCUGUGGCCUACGAGACGGCGUGUUCAACGUGGAGCUGAAGAUGACAGAAGUGGGCCCGAGGCUCAUCGAGAUCAACGCCCGCAUGGGCGGCUUCUACCUGUGCGACUGGAUCCGUCAGCUGUACGGCGUGGACCUCCUGAUGGCCGCCUUCAUGGUGUCCUGUGGGGUGCGUCCCUGCCUGCCCUCAGCCACAGCCCUCCCAGCCAGAGGCCACUUUGCUGGGGUGAUGGUGGUGGUGUCACGGCACCUCCAGGCCCUGAGGACCACAGCCAGCCCUGAGCGCCUGAGAGGGCUCCACCAGGAGGGGGCGUUGUGGCUGAACGAGCUGGCGGAGGAGGAUGAACUGAUCUCUGGUGAGUACGAGGAGCCCUUCUGUAAUGUUGGGGUGAGAGAUGCCCACAACGCCACCAACGCUCGCCAGCGCCUCCUCGCCCUCUGCCAAGGGCUGGGCCUGCACUGUCCUCCACGCUACGACCUGGGCUACUUCCUGUCCCAUUUCAACUAGACAGGAACUCAGGGAGGAGAAGCAGGGUUUGUUCAGGAGGGUGCCACAUUUACAUUUUAAUCACAGAUCAAAAUAAUACAAAGAGCUGAAACAAUUCCUUACUCUGCAGAAUUAUAUAUAUUAUAUUACUGCCUGAAUGUUUGUUCAUAACAUUGGACCCUUCUGAAUAGAACCCAUGUUUAGCAAGGGUGUGCUGUGUGCAGGGGUUAGUUUAGUUAGCUUAAAAGGUACAUCACAGGAUGAAAAAACACUCCUCACAUCAAAAUAUAAUAUGUUAUCUCAAAAUUGCAAAUUCAGGGACUAAUCAUUCAGGUAGCAGAACCUUUCCAUUUUUAGCACUUAUAUUUUGGGGACCAUCUCAGGAAUAAAAUACAAGUUUAGAUAAGGUAUCUUCAUCAGUGAUUGGGUAGAAUAGGAUAUGGGUGUCUACCUAUCUACCAGGGUUCAGGAAGUGAUUUGAAUUUAACAUUCAAAUAUGGAAAAAUUGCAACUUUUUCAGUUUAUUGACAAGUCAAAAAAGAAAUAGAGGCCCUUUGUCCAAUUAUUGAAUUGGAAUUUCAGUUUACUUCCUGAAAUUAACCCCAAUCCUGUUAUCUAUAUCUACUACAGUGAGGGAAAAAAGUAUUUAAUCCCCUGCUGAUUUUGUACGUUUGCCCACUGACAAAGAAAUGAUCAG
Molecule: messenger RNA, 3825 nt
Organism: Salmo salar (Atlantic salmon)
Lineage: Eukaryota; Metazoa; Chordata; Actinopteri; Salmoniformes; Salmonidae
Product: carnosine synthase 1
Biological process (GO): carnosine biosynthetic process
Molecular function (GO): metal ion binding; ATP hydrolysis activity; ATP binding
Source: RefSeq, a predicted model, not a curated record